UGUGGCAGUGUAUGUGUGUGUGUGUGUUAUGGAGUGUACGCGAUCGAUCGUCGCAUAAGUGCGACUUGCAGUACGCAACGCACACUACACCAUUGCGCACAUAGACGUUCUGUAGUGGAGAGUGGGUGCGGCCUCUUCGUCUGUCCCAUUCGUCGUAUCGCACUGCCCAUUCAUACACGUACGAACGCGACCGUUCGCGAUGCACCUGCCAAAGUGACCCUGUUUAGUUUCGAUGUAAAGUGACCAUUAUUGUGCGUGCAUCUAAUAGACGAGGGAAGAUAAAUCCAGCAUCCAGCCUAAUUGUCCCAACAAGAAACACACACACAAACACACUGCUUCUUUCUCAUGGUCGACGCGAUUGCAGCACUUUGACAUUCAUCAUCAUCAUCAUCAUGUUUAUGUUUUGUUUUUCUUGCGCGGCUCAUUCGGGUUUUUGGUUUUGGUGAACCCGAACGCGUGUGAGAAAAUGUCAGAGGCUGUGGCUAGAUAGAUACGCAGCAGCCGUUCGCGCAACAGAGAAACAGAUCGGUCGCAAGGGCCACCAGCUAACUACCGCAGGGCAGGAGGAGUAAGUGCAGAACCUGUUUUGUGUCACUUUUUUUUUUCUUCGCUUGCAUUUCCCAUGGUUGAUUAGACAUGGUCUAGCAAACAGUGAUUAGACGUUAAUUGGUUGUAAAGUGAUAGGUCGUUUACAAACAAGCGAUUGGUAAAAAUCGCAGCAUGCCACAAUUGAGCAGCGUCGAACCAUUCUGCGCACAGAACCAUUUCGCUUGAGUGUGGUGUUUUUUUUUUUUAAUGAAAAAUGGUGCAUAAUUAUUUCUGUAGAUUUUAAAGUGAAUGUGUGUGAAGAAACAAGUGCGUCUCAACACUAGUGGCAAUGUUGUAGGAUUAGUGGUUAGCUAACAACCCAACACUAUACAGGAAAAAAGUCCAACAUAUUACGGAAUUCCGUCCGUUUGUUUGUACUGCUAAUUUUUACUUCCCUUAAAAAAAAGGAGUGUUUCAACACACAGACAAACCCUCCGAACAAAUAAACAAAAACCCACGUCCAGCUAUUAUCGCUUAAAAUCAUUGGCCACUACGCAAUCUUGAUGUUCACACUCGCCCGCUACAUGAUUCAUCGGUACACGGAAAGCUAAUCUUUCCCCGUUUCGCGUGUGUUAGAAUACGCGAUUGGGCCAUCUUGACGCCAGCAAAUCAAUCAACAAGCAAUAUAGGAGCAGUGGUGCUGGGGAACAAAAAAUGUGACACAAAUCAACGACGAUCGAUCGGUCAAAAGGUGCCAUCAGUGAUCAAAUUCAGUACAAAACUAAGCGAUAUGGAACCUUGCUGGUCGGGCAGUAGUAGUAGUUGUCGUAGCAGUAGCAGUAGUGUGCUUUGGAUGCUGAUUCUAGCAAUAGCAACCGUCCAUCAUCCGUCCACUGCUGCCGCCGCUGCCAGUGUGUCCGUCUGUUCCUAUCUAUGUACUUGUACGAACCAAAACUUCGCAACCGUUGACUGUGCGUUCGAUAGCACCAACAGCAACUGGACGGAUGCUGCAUCUUUCGUGCUCGAUGAAAAGCUCCUUGUGCCGGCCAGUGCGACCGCUCUCAACAUUAAACUGAUUGCCGGCGGGCAGCUUGUUAUACGAAAAGAUUUUUUCAAACAAAACAACAUCAACCAUCUAUCGAUCGAUGGCAGUGAGUCACGCACGGGAUCAUCCGACACGUCCGUACAAUUUCAUGAAGGUGCGCUGUGCAACAAUAAUGGCCAAUUUCCGGAGAUCGUCGUAGCAAACAUCGGUCGGCUGGUAAUACACAGAAAUAUAUCAUGCAGAGCACAUCUGCUAAACAUCACGCACGUGAAAGAUGUGCUGCUUAAGACUGAAUUCCUAUCGGUGGACGAAGCGGAAGUGUUCAUCCAGGACGUCAGCAAUCUCCAAAUUGAACCGAACGCAUUCGGUGGUUCUACAUCGUCUAGGAUUCAAAUUUAUCGUACCACUAUCGAAAGUCUUCCGAAGCUUGGAGCUUCCUUUCGGCUGUUAAGUUUUAAUGAGUGCAACAUUAGUGAGAUCGUUAUGCAUGCGUUCGAUGCAAACGAGGUAGAGCAUGUAGAGUUUGUCCGCUGUCGGCUAACGAGCCUGCGGCAAAAAGCGGUCACCGAACGAUUGCUUAGCGAUUCGUUCAUUUUUCGCGGCUGCUACAUUCACCGUAUCGAGAAACAGUUUGUCGAUGGGAGCGGAUUAAAGAAUUUGCUGCUAGAAAGCAACACGAUCGAUGAAAUUGCUGCAGAUGCCUUUACCUUUACAAGUAUUUUUACGAUAGUCACCGGCAAUCACGUCAUACGCACCGGGAAGGAAUGGUUACACCCGAAAGAUUGGCAAAACGUGACGAUCGCAGGCAAUUCGUUUGGCGAAUUUAAUGGCAUACUGCUAGAGGAUCGCAAGCGGGACGACAGGACGAAAGCACAUUGCUACUUCGGCAACAACACCAUCACCAAUGCGCUCCCGGAUAGUUUUACCUUCGGACACAGUUGCCAUAUCAGCGCCAUCCAUUUCGGCCGGGAGUGUGGCUGUACGUACGACAGUUGGUUAAGGGAGCUGGUUGGACCAGUUGCUCAUCGUGAAACGUUGCUAUCCACCGUCGCUGCUAGCGCUUCCUGCCAGGUUGAGAGCAGCAUGCGAUAUUGCUUUAAUCGCAGCGAAGCGCCAUCGAACGAUACGUCCGUUGUUGGCUUAGGGCAAGUGAAUGUGAAAUACUUCCUGAUGGAGUUUUGCCAAAAGGAUGGAUCGAACAAAUGCUCUUCGUACACAAGUAGUGAGGAAAGGAAUCGCAAACCACCACCACUGAUACCGUUGGAUAAGAUAAAUUCACUGGGCGAUGAUGACGAUGAUGAUUUCUUGCUGGAUAAGAUGCUAUGGAUUUGGAUUGCUCUGGCCGCGCUGGCAAUUAUUUUGCUGCUGCUAUUCACCGUUUGCUUUUUUCGGCGUAGAGUCAACCAAACGCGCCAAACCAUGACAACACAACCACCAGGUUCAAGAUCGGGCACAAUCCGUUCUGCGUCGCUCAAUCGAAGUACAUUCACUACGGCUGACAGACGCAUCAUUGCGAGCGCGCUUGGCUGGAUCAAGGGUUCGUACGAUCACAAGAUUUGGAGCGAAAUAAACACUCCGAUGCAGCAACUACUUGCCCCAUCGCCGGGCGGUGGGUGCAUUGAGGAGCCUGUGAAGGUACGACUAAUUGGAAGUAUCCUCGACAGCCUGAAGCGUCACGAAAUUAGUGCAACACAAAUCGUUGCACUGAAUGAUAUACUAUUCCGCCAGCUGGGGCCACCGCCACCGGAACUGGUUGAAAGCGUACGACCAAAUAGUGGUGCCACCAAUGAUGAGCUGGGACACAUCUACGAUGAGCUGCAACUAAACCGGGCACCGAUGUUCGAGAGCUGUGGAGCUCAUAACGUGGGACUGCUUGGUGAUUACGCAGCACCGUUGGAUCACGGUGGUGUGACCGUUGUCCCCGAGAGCAUAUACUCCGAGCCCGUGCUACACGAUCAGCUGUUGUUGCAGCGAAGUGGUGACAAUCGGAGUCUCAUCAGUCCGUACGCCAUCGGAGAUGCCACGGUGCAACGGAAUCCGACUGGUACCGAAGCGAACCUACCGGACGUUAUUAUGCUUCGUCGACCCACCGAAAACGCACCUUGGAAGGCACCCAGCGAGGAGGACAAUGAUGACGAGGAUGAGGACGAAAUUGAUGGUGAAGCGGAGCGUAAAACGAUGCUUCGUCCAGUGGACUGUGGAGACGGUGGCACCGGUCCAACGUAUGCGAUAUCGAUGAAGCAACUAAAACGGCCCCACAGGGGUAACACACCACCACCACCACCAACGGAUAGUGGUGAAGAUCAACCGGACGGGACCGAUGGUAACCGGUCGGAACAUUCCGGCAGUAGCAUGCAAACGGUUCGCAUCGAAGAUAUGACCCUUGCAGACGAUAGCAAUGAGCAACAGCGGCAAUAAAAUUAUCUCAUUUUUCAAGUCACAAAAA
Molecule: messenger RNA, 4019 nt
Organism: Anopheles funestus (African malaria mosquito)
Lineage: Eukaryota; Metazoa; Arthropoda; Insecta; Diptera; Culicidae
Exons: 5
Coding region: 1319-3991 (890 amino acids)
Source: RefSeq, a predicted model, not a curated record